Messenger RNA from Spirometra erinaceieuropaei, 276 nucleotides. Lineage: Eukaryota; Metazoa; Platyhelminthes; Cestoda; Diphyllobothriidea; Diphyllobothriidae. The record is from the annotation of a GenBank genome assembly.
AUGGAUCUCUCCUCCGUCGCUUGCGAGAACUUCGUCCUCAGUAUCAACACGAAGAAAACGGUGGCCAUACAUCGGCCGCCAUUCAACACUGUCCACAUUGCGCAGCAAAUCAACGUGAACGGAACCCAGCUGCAAAUGGUAAACAACUUAAUGUAUCUGGGCAGUGUCCUCUCCCGCACCACCAACAUCGAUGGCGAAGUGGCCCGCCGGAUAUCCAAGGCCAGUCAAACCAUCGGCCGUCUUCAAAACACAGUCUGCUAUCUUUACGGUCUUUAA